AUGUUCGGCGCAUUCAGAGCAACGAGUCCAGUAUUCUCGGGUCUAUUAUGGAAGAAUCCAUGGCGUCUUUCUAAGUUCCAGAAAGCACGGCAAAGACAACGACUUCGAGGCGUCGAUGCGGUAAUAGCGACUCUGGACAGCGCGCUGGCGAAGAAGGGGGAAACGCUAAAGGCGCUCGAGACGUGGAAGCAGACGAUGCCUACCGAGGCCGAAAUGGUACCCAAGGACAAAUACACAAUGUUUGAUAGAAAUGCGAAGCGGUAUAGAAAGGGCAUUCACAAGCUCCCAAAGUGGACGAGAGUAUCACAGAGAAUAAACCCGCCUGGAUAUUAA
Messenger RNA from Hypoxylon fragiforme, 333 nucleotides. RefSeq names its product mitochondrial ribosomal protein L31. The transcript has 3 exons. NCBI's taxonomy places the organism in Eukaryota, Fungi, Ascomycota, Sordariomycetes, Xylariales, Hypoxylaceae. The record is from RefSeq and is a predicted model, not a curated record. Bases 1 to 333 code for a protein of 110 amino acids. Gene Ontology annotation, cellular component: mitochondrial large ribosomal subunit. Gene Ontology annotation, molecular function: structural constituent of ribosome.